Messenger RNA from Bolinopsis microptera, 5173 nucleotides. RefSeq names its product circadian locomoter output cycles protein kaput-like. The transcript is spliced from 14 exons. NCBI's taxonomy places the organism in Eukaryota, Metazoa, Ctenophora, Tentaculata, Lobata, Bolinopsidae. Bases 40 to 3471 code for a protein of 1143 amino acids. Gene Ontology annotation, cellular component: CLOCK-BMAL transcription complex; nucleus; cytoplasm. Gene Ontology annotation, biological process: circadian regulation of gene expression; regulation of transcription by RNA polymerase II. Gene Ontology annotation, molecular function: protein dimerization activity; RNA polymerase II cis-regulatory region sequence-specific DNA binding; DNA-binding transcription factor activity, RNA polymerase II-specific. The record is from RefSeq and is a predicted model, not a curated record.
CAAAUAAUUUGAGUAGGCUGAUGGUGUGAUGGUUAUGGGAUGAGUGGGAAAAAGCAUGGAGAUAAAAGAAAAAUUGAAGCGAUCUCCGAAGAUGACAAAGCCAAAGUUAAAAAAGAGGGGGCCAUACCCAUGAUCGACGAUAAAACUAAAAUGAAAAGGUCGAGUCGGAACGCGAGUGAGAAGCGAAGGAGGGACAAGUUGAACACGUAUAUUAACGAGCUGAGUGCCAUGGUCCCGAGCUGUUCAUCUCCCCACUCCAGUCGCAAGCUUGAUAAGUCGACCAUCCUCAAACUUACUGUUUCUUACAUGAAACUUCACGCCGAUUUGUUGUCACCGUCACCCAACGAAUCUACUGUUAGCUGGAAGCCCGCAUUUUUGUCCAAUGAGGAGUUGGCAACGUUGAUGUUGGAGGCAUUGGACGGGUUCCUGUUUGUGCUGUCGGUAACCGGAAGGGUAUUGUACGUUUCUCAUACGGUAGCGCCACUUCUCGGACAUCUUCAGAACAAUCUGAUUGGCCGCUCUCUCUUCGAUCUUGUUCACGAGAAUGACCGGGCAGUUCUGGAAAACACCCUGAAAACUCACUUUAACUCUGAGAUGGCGGAGAGUAGCUCCAGCUCGGGCAGCAAAGCCAAGGUUUCAUUCAGCAUCAGGAUGUUGCGCGGUGGGAUGAACUCAUAUGAAUUAGUUCACUGUUCGGGAAAUGUCAGGAGAUGGGAGGACGCCAUCAAGAAUCCCAACCAGGACGGAAUGUCGGAGAUCGCUAGUCUCAGUCAGGGUCUCCUGGAGACUGAAGAUAACCCUACUCACUGUCUCGUAGCAGUUGGUAAAAUGGAAGCUCCUAAAAUCAUACGGGACAUAAGCUCUUUAGAUCUGGGGAAGAAUGAAUACCUUUCCAGGCACAGUCUGGAGGCAAAAUAUCUCUACGUUGAUAACAAGGCUCCUUCUAUCAUCGGUUACCUACCCUCUGAGGUCAUCGGCUGCUCCGCUUACGAUUUUUACCAUUUAGAUGACCUGUCCAUUCUUUCUGUGAAUCACAAGAAUCUGAUGAACCACGGGAACAGCGCCACAAUGUUUUACCGUUUCCUGACGAAGGGUCAACAAUGGAUCUGGAUGCAGACCCACGGCUACGUACAAACUAACAAGUGGACAAACAAACCCGAGACGAUUAUCUGCCACAACGUCGUUGUUAGUUACUCGAAAGUGUUGGAGUAUCUCCACGCUCGAGCUCUGGAGUACGGUCCUGCUCUGCCCCCAAUGUCACGUGGUAGCUCCCCGCACGCCAUGCUCAUAAACUCUUUGACUGGGACGAGGAACAAUACCGCCCAGAGGUUACCUGAAGACAGGAUAUCUGAUGUGACACCAGGCAUCCAGAAGGAGGAACCUCCCAGCCCACCUAAUAUAAAUGUUGCUGUAGCUGGUCAGAGUACUAAUAAUAUUGGACACUUUGCCACUCUCCCUCCGAUGCCUGAUAACCUGUACCCUAGACCAGCUAACGCUGCGCCUACAGUCUAUCAUAUUGUAGAGAAUGUGUCGGACGAUGCGAGUCAGACCUCCUCAGUGGGUUACAGUAAGAUGGAUAUAAGUCCUGGUCCGGUACAGGAUCCUGACCACACUAUCAUGCAACAUUCUGAUCAGCAACAACUGCAGCACAUGACCGUCCAUCGGGGCCCGGUCAUCAACAUCCCACAGCAGACCCAGCAGCAAAUGCAACACAUUCCGCAGAUGCACCAAAUUCCAGGACAGCAGAUUCAGCAGGCUCCCAAGCAUCUUGUUCAGCAGUUGUCCCCACAAGACCACCACCAGCAGGUUCUGCAGCAAGCUCAGCAGCAGGCUCAAGCGCAGCAGGCUCAAGCGCAACAGGCUCAAGCGCAGCAGGCUCAACAGGCUCAAGCGCAGCAAGCUCAAGCACAGCAGCAAGCUCAACAGCAAGCGCAGCAGCAAGCUCAGCAGCAGCAGGUGCCACAGCAGCAGCCACAACCUCCACAGCAACAAGUGCGGCACCAUUCACCUUCUGGGCACCUGAAUACGAUCCAGCAGCACACGGUACCUCACCAGGACCAUCACCAGGUGGUGACAUCCGUAUCUCAACAUAUCACCAACAACUCUGUGCCAAACCAGGUGGUUUCGAUGCCCGUCACCACCAACGGACCACAGCACCAAACAGUCCAUCAUCAUGUCCAUCCUACCACCAACGGGCAGAUAAGUCACGGAGUUCAGCAGAUACAUUUGCAUCACCAGCAGCUAGCAGGACAACAUGGGUCUCAGUGUCACACUGUUCAGAGUAACGGACAGAGGCAUCCACCUCCCCAACAACAGCAGCACAGGCAACCAAACCACAUCAUUCAACAGGGCAUCCAACAGCAAGCACAGCAGCAUCCUCAACAACCCAUCCCAAGUUCUAUGGUACAACAUCAAAAUAUAAGCCAACAACAGAACUUGGUCCAGCAGCAGAAUGCAGCUAUCCAGCACGAAUCACCGUCAACUCAGCAGCACUUCUCGCAACCUCCAACACCUGACAAGCUGGUAAACUCUCCCGUUAAUCAUCAUGUUAACGUUGGGACGCCCCACUCUAAUCCUUCAACUCCUCACCAGCUACCCCCUCAACAACCUGCUCCACAGCCACAACAACCAAGACACGCCUCACCUCAAGUUCUCCUGCUGCCCUCUGGACAACACGGCUACAUUCAGGCUAACCAGACUCAGCUUCGUCCGACCAUUAAUCUCCAGGGUAUGCAGUAUAUCAACGUGAACAGCGGAACAGUGGAGUCCAACGCUGCACCUCAAGCAGUCAUGUCACCUGGAACCCCUGCUACUCCCCAUCCCACAACCCAACAAGAGUUCACAUCACCAAACAUCAAACCGAGCGGCGGCAACAUAGCACAGUAUACCACCUCCCAGCUGACACCCCAGCAGUACAGCAUCAUCCCCACCUCAGGAGGUAUCCAGGUCCCUAACAGCAACGUUAUCAUGAUCCAGCCUGUGCAGGCUGCUGGAGGUGGUACUCAGUACCAGUUAGCGCAACUAUAUCCUCUGAUUCACGCGGUCAAUCCCUCUAACGGAACUAUCGCAGCGAUCCCUCAAAAACUUCAACCGAGUAACGGAACUCACAUCGAUCUUACGAAAACACCCAACACCACGUGUUAUAACGUGCCGGUGCCGACUGUGAAACGGGAACAAACGCGGUGCAUGAAGUCCCCCAACACGCCUCUAAAUGUAACCCAGUGUGGAGCCGAUAAGACAGUGUUCAGGAGUCCAAGUGAUGACUAUACUUUAUCUUCUGCUGGUUCGGAUCACAACAUGUUGGAUCACUUCGAUCCUGAGGUCAUAUCCAUGAUUCUCAACAACACGAACAUAGACAAUUUCAAUCUCGACAACCAGUGGAAUCAUAAUUUAUUUGACAAUCCGCCCAACAGUACUCACAGCACCUCCUCCAACCCGAGCCCAAUAUCGGCCCAUUCGCCCGGCACCUGAGCCCCGUGUGUCCGCAGCUCCGGACAAUGCUUGUCAGAUUUCUCGAAUCGUCUUCAGCGGGUAUAACAACGGGUCACGAUACUGCUCGCGCGGGGGCAAUCCGCACGGCGCGGCGCGACCAUGUCGUGCUCAGGCGGGGCCGUGUUUUGCUACUCUAGAGAAAAUAUAUCAGGUCCAAGGUUUCGCGUUUGCUCUGGUCUCCGGCGGUUAUAUUAUCAUUGAAGUAUCAGUCAAUUGUCAGGUCUCGCUGCAGGUCUCGAGCCUGCUCUCGACACUCAUCAUUGUAUGUGGAAUUUCCAGAGGGUUGAAUUGUAUCCCCCAAUAGAUUUGAGAUCUGCGGAUGUGAUCGUGUCGAAAUAUAUCUGCGACGGUACUUUGAACACUUGAUAUAUACUUAUUGUUUACUAGGGUUUAAUGAUUACAGGAACUCCGUGCCUCCUCACAUAUGUUUAUGUUUUAUACAAAGGACCGCCUACAAACAACUAGGAAGAGUUUUUGCGAUAUGUUGUCGCGGAAAUAAGCUCCAAACGCGUUGUGCCCUGUUUAAUUUUGUAAUUUAAAAGCGGAGCUAUAAUUAUAGUAAAUCACUAAUCGCAGUUCAUGAAGGGUUAAGUUAUAUAAAGAUGAAUUAGUCCUUGUGCUCCCGACUUAAGUUUAACAUUAACAAUUUAAUCUGAAGUUUCUCGGCUGGACGAUUUUCUUUAGAUUUAAAAUGAUGAUUCUUUUAUUUUGGAGAAGUAUUUUAUUAUCUGUAAAACGUAUGAUCGAUGUGGGACCUAGUCGGGUUGAUACUAGAGAUGAGCAUUAAAGCCACUAAAAGCAUAUUCUAACUCUGGAAUACUGCUACCAUAACGGCUAACUUAACCGCAUCUAAUCUCCACCAUCAAACUUUCAAAUUUGAUUAAAAUUAAGAUCUCAUUUAGACCUAAUCGUAAUACUCGUACCUUAAGAAAUUUUAUCGCACACUGCACUGCCGGUUCAUCAAACAGAGGUUUUCAUAUUUGAAUGCCUUUGAUCUGCAAUUAUCCUCCAAUUAACUGCAACGCUCAUUCCCCAGGUUCCACAUUGUAGCUGUAUCAUUGUAGUGAUUCAUGUGUUUUUAACCUCCUUGUAAAUACGACUAUGUGUGCAUUACUAUACUCUUUCACCCAAGUUAAGCACCCUACCGAUGGUAUGAGUCACUGUCAUACAUACGUGACUAAUUGUUUAACUUAAAACUGACUGUACUUAGCCAUAUUGUAUUUGCAUUAAACAAAGAUUUUUAGCAUUUCUCAUAUAAUUAAACAUCCAUGCCUCCGACGUCACAUUUGGCUUGCUUUAGCUCCUUCAAAUUUAAUUCCGAUAUUUUGAAUUGUUAAUCUUUCAGUUGUGUUUUCAUGCGAUAAAAUGCAAAAACUAACGAAGGUGCGAUAUUUUAUUGGCCAGGGGCAAAUUCGAAGUCCACUUUGACGAUUUACCGUUUCUUAACGAUUACCGAUAAAGGCGUUUAUGCAGCGACUUAGUGCAUCGAUUUUUAAUGAGUCAUAUUUACUAUAUUCGUGAUUUCCAGCGUGGCAUGGCAAAAGAAUAAUUUCGUCGCAAAUUACCUACAAUUCCAUUAUUAGGAAACCUCGACUAGUUGAUGAAUGCCAUGUCACGUUUGGAUUUUUAAAAGUGUAGAAAUUUUAAUAGAAAUUGGAUUUAUUAAAUUAUAUAGUACGCC